This is a messenger RNA of Oncorhynchus nerka (sockeye salmon), 3195 nucleotides long. RefSeq lists its product as uncharacterized. Bases 1216 to 3096 code for a protein of 626 amino acids. Gene Ontology annotation, biological process: DNA integration. The record is from RefSeq and is a predicted model, not a curated record. The transcript has a single exon. Gene Ontology annotation, molecular function: nucleic acid binding. Lineage: Eukaryota; Metazoa; Chordata; Actinopteri; Salmoniformes; Salmonidae.
UUGCAAUAUCUCCACAAUUUCACCUAAACCACUCCUCAUCGCGGAACGUUUUCGUUUCCACAAGAGAGAUCAGAAUGGGGGGGUGUUAGUACAUAUGUAGCAGAGUUGAAGAAACUCUGAACAUUGCCAGUUUGGAGAGAACAUAAAUGACACAUUAAGGGAUACAUAUGUUUGUGGACUGAAACAUGAACACAUUCAAAACCGUUUGCUCACAGAAUCAGAUCUCACGUUUGCAAAGGCGGUUGAAAUUGCUGUGGCUAUGGAAAUCGCGACUAAAGAUGCAUUUGAGUUGCAAAGUAAAAGAAGUACUGACCUGUCACAUUUCCCUGCACAAGUUUUCACGAAGCCGACAGCCCCCCCCUCCCUCCGUGUAGCCGAAAAAUGCAACAGGUGUGACAGAUGGUCACAGAGCAGAGGACUGCCGUUUCAAAGACGACAUUUGUCACAAAUGCAGUAGAAGGGGGGGGGGGCACAUUCAAAGAGCAUGCAAAGCAAAAUUCAGUCACAAAAGGAAAACUGAGAAAAUGAAAGGGUCUGUGAAUGCACUAGCAGAGAACAGUGGCAGUGAUUCAGAUGAACGAUUAAUUGGUACAAUGGAGUUAAACACAGUGGCUCCCAGCAGUAGCAUAAUAUGGAUGACACCAGAUAUCGAAGGCAAACCCCUCAAAAUGGAGCUGGACACAGGAUCUGCAGUGUCUAAAUUCCACUACCGUCUACAAUGAGCACUUUAAGGCUAUGUUGCUGAAGACCUACUAGGGAGAGAGAUUGAGCCCAAUGGGGGCGUUGCAGGUCAGAGUGCGUUAUGGGGGGCAAACACAGCAGUUACAGCUGCAUGUGGUGCCUGGAACUGGCCCCCCAUUAUUUGGCAGGGAAUGGCCUUCAAAAAUAAAGCUGAACUGGUGUGACUUGAAAAUGCUCCACACGUUCCAGUCCAAAGAGAAAGGCACAGACCAAACGCUGGAACACUUGCGGAAGAAAUACAACACAGUUUUCAGUGAUCAGAUGGGAACAGUAAAAGGCUUCACAGCAAAACUUGUACUAAGAGAUGACGCAACCCAAAUUCUGCAAAGCCAGAUCUGUUCCAUACUCCCUGAGACCAAAGGUGGAAGCGGAAAUCGAUCGAUCGCUUGCAGGAUACAGGGAUCCUGACAAGUGGACAGAAGCGAAUGGGCCUCACCCAUAGUUCCUAUUGUGAAGAAAGACGGGUCUGUUAGAAUGUUUGGAGACUUCAAGGUAUCUGUGAAUCCAAUGUUGCAUGUGGACCAAUACCUCCUACCACGUCUGGAUGACAUCUUUGAUGCACUAGCUGGUGGGAAACACUUCAGUAAAAUCGAUCUGAAACAGGCUUACCUGCAGCUACCGGUUGAAGAGAGCUCCAAACAGUACCUGACAAUAAACACACACAAAGGUCUAUACAGGUAUAACCGCCUGGUUUUUGGCAUUGCAUCAGCCCCAGCCAUUUGGCAACGAACUAUUGACCAGAUUUUGCAAGGAAUCCCAGGAACCCAGUGUAUCCUGGAUGACAUGAUCAUAACAGGACGCACCGACAAAGAGCACCUGGCUAACUUGGAAGAGGUCCUGAAAAGACUGAAAGAGUAUGGUCUACAGGCAAACUUACAGAAGUGUGAGUUCUUCAAAGACAAGAUUGUCUUCUGUAGACAUGAAAUUGACUGCAAUGGAUUGCACAAAACACAGGACAAAAUCGAGGCAGUGGUACAGGCACCACGGCCACAAAAUAUCACAGAAGUGAGAUCUUUCACGGGAUUGAUCAAUUACUACAGAAGAUUCCUCCCAAACCUUUCAGCAGUACUCCAGCCUCUAAAUCAGCUCCUGGAAAAGAAUAGGACAUGGCGUUGGACAGAGCAGUGUGAAAAUGCAUUUCUGGAGGCAAAACGGCUCAUAACAUCUGAACAGGUCCUGAUGCAUUUCGACCCUGAAAUGCCAGUGAAGUUGGCUUGUGAUGCGUCCCCUUAUGGCUUAGGGGCAGUCCUUUCACACACACUGAACGAUGGGUCAGAGAGGCCAGUUGCAUUUGCGUCACGAACAUUGAAUGAUGCAGAGAAAAACGACUCACAAAUCGACAAAGAAGCACUGGCUCUAGUGUGGGGCGUCAAGAAAUUCCACGCAUACCUAUAUGGCAAGCGUUUCACACUGGUUACAGAUCACCAGCCGUUGCUUUCCACUUUCAGUCCAAAGAAAGGCAUUCCGGCAAUGACAGCAGCCAGAUUACAGCGAUAUGCCCUGUUCCUUGCCAGUCAUAUGUAUGACAUUGAGUUUAAGCCGUCAUCCCUCCACACAAAUGCAGAUGGAUUAUCCCGACUGCCGUGUACAAGAGAAAGACAAAGGAGGGUGGAUGCAGUGGACAUGUUCCAUCCCGCUCAGCUCGAGGCACUACCGGUCACAAGCACAGUUAUCAAACAGGAGACAAGGAAAGAUGUGACCUUGUCAAAAGUGUACACCUACUCCAUGUCAGGAUGGUCAGCUACUGGCAGAAAGGAGCUAACUCCGUAUUUCCAGCGGAGAAACGAAAUUACAACGUACCAAGUAUGUUUGAUGUGGGGAAUGAGAGUCAUGAUACCCCAGAAAUGCCAACAUCUAGUCUUGCAGCAACUACAUGAAGGUCAUGUUGGAAUUGUCAAAAUGAAGCUGCUCGCAAGAAGCCACUUCUGGUGGCCAGGUCUGGAUCAACAGAUAGAAAACAUGGUGAAGAACUGUAGCAGAUGUUUGGAAACCCUUCACAUGCCUGCUCCUGUCCCAGUCCACCCAUGGGAAUGGCCCACAGAGCCAUGGCAGAGAAUUCAUGUGGACUACGCUGGUCCCUUUGAAAAGCACAUGUUUCUGGUUAUAGUUGAUGCCCAUUCCAAAUGGCCAGAGGUGUUUUGCACCGACUCCUCCACCUCAGCUCAGACGAUAGAGUGUCUCAGAACAAUGUUUGCACGCUUCGGAUUGCCGCUGCAGCUGGUAAGUGACAACGCACAAGCUUUUGUAAGUGACGAGUUUACAAGAUUCAUGUCAGUAAAUGGAAUCAAAUCUCAACCUCAGCUCCGUACCACCCUGCCACCAAUGGGCUGGCAGAACGCUUUGUGCAAACCCUAAAGCAAGGACUCCGUGCAGCAAAGCAAAACGAGACGAAGGGACUUUGCAAACAAAACUGGCCAAGUUCCUGGCCUCCUACCGAAACACCCCACAUGCCAG